Messenger RNA from Uloborus diversus, 914 nucleotides. Its product is annotated as nucleoside diphosphate kinase-like. Gene Ontology annotation, molecular function: nucleoside diphosphate kinase activity. The record is from RefSeq and is a predicted model, not a curated record. Gene Ontology annotation, biological process: GTP biosynthetic process; CTP biosynthetic process; UTP biosynthetic process. NCBI's taxonomy places the organism in Eukaryota, Metazoa, Arthropoda, Arachnida, Araneae, Uloboridae.
CGACCAGUUCCUUUAAUUGCUGCGGCCUUCAUCGCCAUUACUACCGGCUUUUGUUUAUAUCUCAUAAAUUCUGUCACCGCUACUCAAACAUUGUACAGUCCUUCGGUCAGUUGUGAAUCUGAAAGUUCUUUCAAGAAAAUGGCUGCUCGCGAAAGAACAUUCAUCAUGAUUAAGCCCGACGGUGUUCAACGUGGGCUUAUUGGUAAAAUCAUCUCUCGAUUCGAAGAGAAAGGGUUCAAGUUGGUAGCAAUGAAAUUUAUGCAGGCGUCUAACGAGCUUUUGGAAAAGCAUUAUGCAGAUCUUGCUGGCCGUCCUUUUUUCCCUGGUUUAGUAAGGUAUAUGCAAUUGGGUCCUGUUGUUCCUAUGGUUUGGGAAGGAUUGAAUAUUGUAAAGACAGGCAGAGACAUCAUAGGUGCAACUAAUCCGAUGGAGUCUGCUCCCGGGACUUUAAGAGGGGAUCUGUGUAUUCAAGUUGGAAGAAACAUUAUUCAUGGUAGUGAUUCAGUGCCCAGUGCAGAGAAAGAAAUAGGACUCUGGUUUACUGAUGAAGAGUUGGCUAACUAUUCCAUGGCUAUGGACAGUUGGAUCUAUGAAGAAAAUUAAUCGGCAUUCCUUUCAUGCAAUGAAAUAUAUUAUUUAAUAAGAGAGAUCAUCAAAACUAUCUUGCCUGUGUUUCAUGUUUAUAUUACCUUCUCAUAUCUUUCCAAAAUGUAUUCCAAAAUCAAAGGAAUUCCAGAUACUUUCCCUGUGAUUUGCGAGAUAGCAUAUAGACUUUUGUUUCUUUGUUUUCUAAUCUGUUAUGCUCUGUUGUAGAUCUUGUAUGUUUUAGUUUUAUGAGACCUUUACUUUAAUUUCAGAUCUAGCAAAAGUUUGUUAUGAAAAUGAUUUUGAAUCAAAUAAAAUAGUUUUAUACA